This is a messenger RNA of Acaromyces ingoldii, 635 nucleotides long. Its product is annotated as DNA-directed RNA polymerases I. The transcript is spliced from 3 exons. NCBI's taxonomy places the organism in Eukaryota, Fungi, Basidiomycota, Exobasidiomycetes, Exobasidiales, Cryptobasidiaceae. The coding region runs from base 91 to 501 and encodes 136 amino acids. Gene Ontology annotation, biological process: DNA-templated transcription. Gene Ontology annotation, cellular component: nucleus; RNA polymerase II, core complex; RNA polymerase III complex. The record is from RefSeq and is a predicted model, not a curated record. Gene Ontology annotation, molecular function: DNA binding; DNA-directed RNA polymerase activity.
UGCCUCUCUUCCCCGACUUCCUUUUCUUCUUCUCUUCUUCUUUCCGGUCGUCUUUAGCGACAAGCGCACACAUUAGAGCUACGUCCCACCAUGUCUGACCACGAGGAUGCUGCCGACCCCGUCGAGUACUACGACGAGGGCAUCGAUGGCGAUGAGCAGUAUGAUCCGGAUGCCGAUGUGAUGGGCCAGGACGACAUGGGAGAGGCCAACGGUAUUGUCGACGGCAACGAUCCGACUGGAUUGACGGCCGAGACGCCGAACACGGAGAAGAUCACGACGCCGUACAUGACCAAGUACGAACGGGCGAGAAUCCUGGGGACGAGGGCACUUCAGAUCAGCAUGAAUGCCCCCGUCCUGGUGCCCGUCGAUGGCGAGACGGACCCGCUGGCAAUUGCCAUGAAGGAAUUGGCGGCCAAGAAGAUCCCCCUGAUCGUGCGAAGGACGCUGCCUGACGGAUCAUUUGAGCUUUGGAAGGUUUCUGAGCUCAUCACCAACGAUUAGUUUGCCUACACCCCCAAGCUGCUUCUUUAGACUUCGUUCAUCCCUGCACUUUCCACUUCUCCCAUCACUCCUGUUUUGUUAACUGUACAAAAGCUCAAGUCAAGGUCCUUAAUCGUCAUGUUCAAUAUCCGUGA